AUGGGUUCCGAAGACAAGAAGCCCGUCAUCAUCGUCGGCGGCGGCCUGGCCGGGCUCGUGGCCGCCUUUGAGCUGGCCGAGCGCAAAGUGCCCGCCGUCAUCGUGGACCAGGAAAACGAAAACAGCCUGGGCGGGCAGGCGUUCUGGUCGCUGGGCGGCCUGUUCAUGGUCAAUUCCUUCUACCAGCGCCGCAUGGGCAUCAGCGACUCGCGCGAGCUGGCCAUGCGCGACUGGCUGGGGUCGGCGCAGUUUGACCGCAACGAGGACUACUGGCCGCGCCAGUGGGCAAAGGCCUUUGUCGACUUUGCCGCGGACGAGUUUGAGGACUACAUGCGCGCGCGCGGCCUGGGCUUCCUGUUCAACGUCGGCUGGGCCGAGCGAGGCAGCGGCUGUUCCGACGGCCACGGCAACUCGGUGCCGCGCUUCCACAUUGCCUGGGGCGCCGGGCCCGAGGUGGUCAAGGUCUUUGCGGACCCGGUCAAGAAGGCGGCCGACGAGGGCCUGAUUGAGUUCAAGUUUCGGCACCAGGUCGACGAGCUGGUUGUGGACGGCACGGGCAGGGCCGUGGGCGUCAAGGGCAGCGUCUUGGAGGAGGACAACUCGGCGCGAGGCGAAAAGACGAGUCGCAAUGUCGUCGACAGCUUUGAGCUCCACGGCGCCGCCGUCAUUGUCACCUCGGGCGGCAUUGGAGGCAACAUUGAGGCUGUCAAGAAGAAUUGGCCCGUGGACAGACUCGGACCCAAGAUUCCCGAGCAUUUUGUGAUUGGCGUGCCGGCUCACGUCGACGGCCGCAUGCUUCAAAUCGCCGAGAAUGUUGGGGCCAACCUCGUCAACCGGGACAGGAUGUGGCAUUAUACCGAGGGCUUGCACAACUGGAACGAGAUUUGGCCAGAGCACGGCAUCCGCAUCCUGCCGGGACCUUCGUCUCUCUGGCUUGAUGCCACUGGCAAGCGUUUUCCGCCAUACCUGUUCCCGGGAACUGACACGCUCGGCACAUUAAAGGCCAUUUGCGAGACGGGCUACGACUACAGCUGGUUCAUCCUGGACCAGUCCAUCAUUGCAUGCGAGUUUGCCCUUUCUGGCUCGGAGCAGAACCCAGACCUCACAGCCAAGAGCAUCUGGGAGGUGUUCAAGAACCGACUGUGGAGCAAAAAGGGGACCAUCAAUGUGCAGCAGUUCCAGGAGCACGGCAAGGACUUUGUCGUGCGCGAUAACCUCAAGGACCUGGUUGAUGGCAUGAACGAGCUGGCCAAGGCGCGAAACGGCCCCAUCCUCGACUUUGAAAAGGUCAAGGACGUUGUCGACGCUCGUGACGAUCAGUUCAACAACGCCUACUCAAAAGAUGCGCAGGCCAUGCUCAUCCAAAAUGCGAGAUCGUACUGGCCGGACAAGCGCAGCCGUGUUGCGAAGCCGCACCGCCUGACUGACCCUGCUCACGGCCCGUUGAUUGCCGUCCAACUGAACCUGCUGAGCCGCAAGACGCUUGGCGGCCUCGAGACCAACCUGAACAGCAACGUGAUGCGAAAGGACAUGACGCCGUUCCCGGGCCUGUACGCCGCGGGCGAGGUGGCGGGAUUUGGUGGUGGCGGUGUCCACGGCUACAACUCGCUCGAGGGCACGUUUCUGGGAGGCUGCAUCUUUUCAGGCCGCGCAGCUGGGCGCGGUGUAGCAGAUGAGCUGUCCGAGGUCGAGAAGGAGUAA
Molecule: messenger RNA, 1701 nt
Organism: Trichoderma atroviride IMI 206040
Lineage: Eukaryota; Fungi; Ascomycota; Sordariomycetes; Hypocreales; Hypocreaceae
Molecular function (GO): oxidoreductase activity, acting on the CH-CH group of donors
Source: RefSeq, a predicted model, not a curated record